Messenger RNA from Gigantopelta aegis, 1633 nucleotides. Its product is annotated as oncomodulin-like. Gene Ontology annotation, molecular function: calcium ion binding. The transcript has 5 exons. The record is from RefSeq and is a predicted model, not a curated record. The coding region runs from base 112 to 444 and encodes 110 amino acids. Lineage: Eukaryota; Metazoa; Mollusca; Gastropoda; Neomphalida; Peltospiridae.
AACACUCUGACAAUCACACAUUUGAAAACAAUUUCCUAUAAAAUGAGAGAGAAAUAGCCACAAGUUUAUAAGUAACUGACGCAUUCAGUGGCACUUGAAACAACUACAAAGAUGAAAUACGUUCUUCUGUUGCUCGUGCUGGUGGCCAUUACCGUCGACUAUCAGGCAGAAGCGUGGCGGGGGAGGAGGUUCUGGCGGAGAGCAAAGCGAAUUUAUCGAUACUAUCGUACAUACAAGUUAAUAGCGGGGGUCGUGGGCCGCAAGCGAGAUCUCUUCGAGUUUGACAAAAACGAGGACGGAUUUUUGGACCAAUCAGAGCUGGAAGACGUCCUGAACACGCGGGAAGCACGUGAUGUUUUGGAAAUGGCCGACGAAGACGGGAACUCCAAGGUAUCGAUGGAGGAGUUUCAAAAGAUGUUAACAGAGAUGAGUAAACUGGAAUAAACGGACAGCAAGACGAGUUAUUGGGGGAGGGGACUGGAGACCCCGCACCUUACUUCUCCCUGCCUGUACGUCGCGCCCACAGAGCUGUUUACAUGAGACUCACACAUGCACAUCAAGUCGAUUCGCGACCAUUUCCCAGAAGCUUCACACUUUGACGUCGACGAUCCACCAGGAUAUCAACGAAGCGUUUGUUACACCUGUACGUAGCUACUGAAUUGAUCGUCGUUCCAGUCCUAGUCUUACAAGCAUAUGGAGCAUCGAGGGGUUCGCCACAAUCAGUUACUGAACUAUUUGACAUAGUAACACGCAUUUGUGAACAUUUCUACUCGAAUAUAUAUUCUUCAAAAAAGUAGAGCAAUUUAAAAUGAACUGUUGGUUGUCAUCCCCCCCCCCCCCCCUUCCCCAAUUCCUUCAUGAUUAUCAUGCAUCUAUUCCUGGUGCAUAUAAAAGAUCCCUUGCUGCUAAUCGAAAAAGAGUAGCCCAUGAAGGGGCGACAGCGGGUUUCCUCUCUCAAUAUUUAUGUGGUCCUUAAGCAUAUGUUCGAUGCCAUAUAACCAUAAAAUAAAAUAUAUUGAGUGCGUCAUUAAAUAAAACAUGUCCUUCCUUUUCUCGCGUGCCUACCAGUGCCCCACGUCUUGUGUACCAAACGCCGUGGUAUGUGCUGUCCUAUCUGUGGGGAAGUGCACAUAAAAUAUAAUUUAUCGUUAAUGGAACGGCAGGGAGGAUGUAUUGUCCUGGGUCCCGUUCUAUAAAAAGACAUUAGCGAAGGUUAAUAGUAACCAAUAGGUCAGGUCAGGUCAUAGGGCUAUACGUGCAUAAUCAGUGCAAGCUGUUGUAGCGCACGCCUGUCCUGGGCACAAGAGCCGGUCGGUCAAAAGAAAAAGAUCAGGAACUAACAUAGGUUUUGAAUUUAGUGAGUCGAGAGUAGCUCGUUAAUUAGACCUAUCUGAUGCUGGUGUGUAUCCCUAGGUUGCCCAUAGGACCCUUAGAAAGGGCCUGACCGUUUCUGGUCGUGGCAUGACAUUUUUUUUUAAUAUAUAUUGCGAGCACUACCAGACAAUUCGCUGGUUGCCCCAUUUAGUUACCAAUAUCCUACCUAUUUACAAUUAACCAGGUUCUCCUUGAAUGUUAAAAAUAUAUGUACAUUAAAAGUGUAUGCGAUUGUAUAUAAUAAAAUAUAUUUACUGCA